UCUGGGAUCAGUGGAUUUGAUAGACAAGGCCCGACGACCAACGAUUGAAAAAGCCAAGCCUGAUCUGCUUCGAUCAUUCCGACGCUGACGUGGGGCCCGAACGUACUCCGCUCUCACUCAGUAACACAAUGCAAGCCAAGGAAUUUUCGAGGCCAAGAAAAUCAUCAACCUUACGAAUGGCUUUGUUCUUGAGUACACACGACACCAGAUUCGCUCAUCGUUUGGGGAGUGGGCCCGCUCUUCACACCCCGGCACUUCCUUCCCCGCGGCAAGAGAAAGACCGCUCUUUCCAAAGGACCCUCGAGAGUUAGUUAACCUUUCUCAGGGUCCCGCUGAAUAAAGUUGUGGGUUUUAAAACACAAGAAUCGCCGCUGGCGUCAAAGGUAAAAAGACCGACGCCAUUGCUCUCCGCCAUCUCUUCGACCCUCGUGACCUCGGCGCCUCAAUUAUUGACGAAACAGUCAUGUCGUCAAGACAGAAAGCUGAGGUGGCUCUGCACGACCAGACCGACAUUCUUCCUCUUCGAAAACUGCUGGUUGUCUUCGGUACCCUUGCCGCGUCGCUGUUUAUUUGUUACGCUGAUCAAAAUGGAAUUGCUGUCGCUCUACCGACGAUGGCCCGCAGCUUGCAUGCUGAGGAUACCAUUUCCUGGGCGGGCACGUCCGCACUGAUUGCAAAUACCGUCUUUCAAGUCUUGUACGGACGAAUGUCGGACAUCUUUGGUCGCAAGGUGGUGCUUCUUUCUGCUCUGGCAAUGCUGGCAAUUGGCGAUAUUCUCUGUGCCACGGCUCAAAAUUCUACGUCACUGUACGUAUUCCGGGGACUUUCUGGAAUUGCCAAUGGAGGAAUCAACUCUCUUACGAUGAUGAUUGUUUCGGACGUUGUGACGCUGGAAGAACGUGGUAAAUACCAAGGAAUCCUUGGAUCCUGCAUUGGGCUAGGGAAUACUGUCGGGCCGUUUCUAUCAGCCGCAUUUGCACAGCGAACAACAUGGAGAGGCUUCUUCUACUUCGUAUCGCCCUUUGCUGCUCUCUGCGGAGUGUUGACCUUCUUCCUUUUACCAUCGAGCAUGCCGAAAGGACGUGCUGUGGAAAAAGUCAAGUUGAUCGAUGUCUCUGGUCUUUUAACAGGUUCCGUGGCUAUCAUUUUUCUACUUAUUCCGCUAUCCGGAGGAGGAUCCUACUUUCCGUGGGACUCGGCGAUGGUAAUUUCGAUGCUUGCAAUUAGCGGAGUCGCCGCUAUUGCCUUUAUCUUCUGCGAAUGGAAGGUCGCAAAACUUCCGAUGAUGCCCCUAUCCAUGUUCACCAAUAUUCCCGUCUGCACGAUUUUGAUCCAAAAUUUUCUUUUUGGAAUCGUUUACUACUCGGAGUUGUACUAUCUGCCAAUCUAUUACGAGAACGUUCGUGGAUGGUCCCUGUUUGCUUCAGCAGGUCUGACGAUCCCUAUUGUGGUGGCGCAAAGUUUAACAAGUAUUGUCUCCGGACAAUAUAUAUCUCGCAUGAAGCGCUACGGCGAGGUCCUUUGGUCAGGGUUCGGACUUUGGACGCUCGGUGCAGGGUUGACCUGUAUUUUCAAUCGGCACACUCAUCCCGCCGUCAUUGCUGUCAUUCUCAGCAUCAUUGGCGUUGGGGUCGGUAAUGUUUUCCAACCGGUGCUAAUUGCACUGCAGGCGCACUGUACGAAAUCGCAGCGCGCCGUGGUCAUCUCCAACCGGAAUUUCCUUCGCAGCCUCGGAGGAGCAUUCGGUCUUGCCAUGUCAUCACUUGUCUUACAAAGCACGCUGAAAAAGAAUCUGCCGCCCAAAUUCGCAUACUUGGUGCAUUCUGCGUACUCCAAGCCCGAUUACAGUACGCUGUCCAGCGCAGAUAGAGAUGCUAUCGAGGACGCAUACAUGAAAGCUAGUCGUAUGGUUUUCAUUUAUAUUAGCCCAAUCAUUGGCGCAUGCUUUCUAGCGUGUAUCUUCAUCAAGGAUCGGGGAUUAGAGAGACCGCCUGAGCCCGGAAGCGCGGAGAAGACGCCACGGGUGGGUGGAUCCACCAGCACGACGGAGCCGGUGAGACAAGUUGGAGAGGAUGCUGAGCGGGCACCAAAAGCUUUGGGGCCCUAGAGUAACAUGCGAAACACUAGAUGUCGAAUUAAUCGCCUCACCACGCAGCUUGGGAUGUGAGGGGGGCCAAAUUGAGGCAGCAGCGCGACUCCAAUCAUCCGGCAAAAUGGGACCAGUCCUGCUCCGGGGGGUGGGUUCCGAACCGCGGC
Messenger RNA from Xylona heveae TC161, 2256 nucleotides. Its product is annotated as putative MFS transporter. Gene Ontology annotation, biological process: transmembrane transport. The coding region runs from base 464 to 2107 and encodes 547 amino acids. NCBI's taxonomy places the organism in Eukaryota, Fungi, Ascomycota, Xylonomycetes, Xylonales, Xylonaceae. The record is from RefSeq and is a predicted model, not a curated record. The transcript has 3 exons. Gene Ontology annotation, molecular function: transmembrane transporter activity.